GGUGCUCCGUGGGAUGUUCAAAGUUUCAGAUAUUUUAUAACCCAACCCUGAUCUGUACUUCUCCACAAUGUUGUCCCUGACCUGUUUGGAGAGCUCCCUGGUCGUCAUGGUGCCACUUGCUUGGUGGUGCCGCUUGCAUAGUGGUGUUGCAGACUCUGGGGCUUUUCAGAACAGGUGUAUAAAUGCUGUGAUCAUGUGAUACUUAGAUUGCACACAGGUGGACUUUAUUUAACUAAUUAUGUGACUUCUGAAGGUAAUUGGAUGCACCAGAUCUUACUGAAGGGCGUGAAGACAUAUACACGCACCGCUUUUCCAUUUACAAAAACAAAAUCAUAUUAAUUUAAACUAUUUUUUUUCUUCACCAAUAGGGACUGUUUUGUGUAUGUCCAUUACACAAAAUCCAAAUAAAAAUCCAUUUAAAUUACAGGUUCUAAUGCAACAAAAUAGGAAAAAACUCCUAGAGGGAUGAAUACUUUUGCAAGGCACUAUGUUUGGUUGUGGUGCAGUGGCUCAACUGGUGCUUAGUGGAGGAUCUCAUGGCAUGUUCCUAACUGUCAACUUUGCUUUCGGCUUCGCUGCCACCCUAGGGAUCCUGGUCUGUGGCCAGGUAUCAGGAGGCCAUCUCAAUCCGGCAGUAACCUUUGCCCUCUGCCUGCUUGGGAGAGAUCGCUGGAGAAAGUUUCCAGUCUACUUCGUCUUCCAGACACUGGGAGCUUUCCUGGGUUCCGGGAUCAUCUUUGGUCUGUACUAUGACGCUCUGUUGAACUAUGCUGGAGAACUCAUUGUUACCGGGCCCAACGCCACCGCUGGCAUCUUCGCCACCUACCCUGGCAAACAUCUCACAUUGGUCAACGGCUUCUUCGACCAGACGAUUGGCACUGCAGCAUUGAUCGUCUGUAUCCUGGCCAUCGUGGACCCCCAUAACAAUCCCAUUCCCCAGGGCCUGGAGGCCUUCACGGUGGGCUUUGUGGUGCUGGUCAUCGGCCUGUCCAUGGGCUUCAACUCUGGCUACGCUGUCAACCCUGCCAGGGACCUGGGGCCACGCCUCUUUACCGCUCUGGCAGGCUGGGGCACCGAGGUCUUCACUGCCAACCAGUGCUGGUUCCUGGUGCCCAUCUUCGCCCCAUUCCUGGGCGCCAUCAUUGGUGUGGUGGUCUAUCAGCUGAUGGUUGGCUUUCAUCAGGAGGGAGAGGUUCGUGACAGGAAGAGCCAGGAAGAGAGCGUUAAACUGACCAACAUCAACUCAAAGGACGCCCUAAAGGAAGAGAUGUUAUGAGCCUCAAAACCUCCAGCGUCCUCCAUUCUCCACCACUACCACUACCACUACCAGCAUCCUAUACCCCUAAACUCAGCCUCAGUGGGGUACAGUAUGGUCUCCUCGAGGGCCGGUGGGUCUGUCUGUUAGUCUGUAAGGAGACAACUACAGUACGCACACACAUUAUGGACCUCAAUCUUUCUCUGUAAUGUUGCCACAGUAUAUCUAUCUCUAGGCGUCCUUUGUUUUACAUUGUAGCUGUAUAGUGUCCUUAUGUAAGAGGGGAGGAAGUAAACACUCAAACACAGAAUUAUAUUAAUUCAAAAUGUUUGGAAAUAAUCCAAGUUUAUAGCCUAGUGUCUUUAUCUCUUCUGUUUGGACCGUAUUUGAUGUUUUAUACUAACAUAGCGUUUGAAUGAUUCCGUUAUAUUUAUAUGCUGUGGACAGAUAGUACAUGUGUCCCGAUCAAAUGAAAUAUGUACGUUUUAGUGAGUCCAUGAAUUUCAAUGUCAACCAGAGGCCUCAUGUCAUAAGAUGUUUAUACUUUAUUUUUUAUUAAUGACUAAACGUAAUUUUUUAAGCCCACGUUUUAUCAGAAUUAUUUAUAAAAAGAUCUGUCAGUGUGUUUCUCCCUAGUAAGCGGUUGCCUCCAAGGUGCACCAUGGCGCAAAGAUAUGCUUGGCAGGAUGCUAUAUACUCUAGUGUCUGCAGACAGUAUCGUCAGUGGAGGAGGAGAGGGGAAUGUUGAGUGACACACACAGAUUUGAUUUCAGCUGCAGGUGAGGGGCAGGACUUGAUUAUAAAUGAAUUUGAUCAAAGCUAUGUAACCUAUUGAUUUCUUCUUGAUGAAUUAAUUAAUCUCUGUAAUACUAGCCACAUAGCAAUUUUAUUAACUUGCUUUAGCCAGCCAGCUAGAAAGGUUCCCAAUCUCCCAGCCCCAUAACUAGCUACCAAGCCAUUUCAGGCUAUCAAUCAAGUUAGAGUAGCUUGUCUAUCUUAGCCGGCAUGCCUGCCGACAAGGUUGCUAGUCUUUAGGGUUAUAAUACUAUAUACCAGUGUGGCAGUUGUACUAAACUCCUAAGGCAUAAAAGUUCUCAGGAAUCAAUGAGCAUCAUUCAUUAAAAUGGCAAUUGAACAGGUAAAGAGGUAUACUUAAAUAACCUAUGCAGAACAAUAUACAUAUUUUUUAUAAUAUAUUUUUACAUAGAAUUAGGCAUAAUGAUUAUGCCUCUAGAUUGCAGGAAAAAGCUGUUUCAGGUGUUUGAAAAAUGUUGUUUAGCAGAUGUUAUUGUGGGUGUAGCGAAAUGCUUGUGUUCAUAGUUCCAACAGUGCAGUAAUAUCUCAUAAUACACACAACUCUAAAAGUAAAAUAAUGGAAGUAAGAAAUAUAUAAAUAUUAGGAUGAGCAAUGUCGGUGUCCGGAAUAUGUGUGUAUAUAUAUACAGGGUUGGGGAGUAACGGAUUACAUGUCAUGUUACAUGUAAGGGACCCGAAAAACUGUAAAUGUACCAGUCAAAAGUUUGGACACACCUACUUAUUCAAGGGUUUUUCUUUAUUUUUACUAUUUUCUACGUUGUAAAAUAAUAAUGAAGACAUCAAAACUAUGAAAUAACACAUAUGGAAUCAUGUAGUAACCAAGAAAGUGUUAAACAAAUCCAAAUAUAUUUGAGAUUCUUCAAAGUAGCCACCCUUUGCCUUGAUGACAGCUCUGCACACGUUUGGCAUUCUCUCAACCAGCUUCAUUAUCAGCUGAUGGUUGGCUUCCAUCAGGAGGGAGAGGUUCGCGACAGGAAGAGCCAAGAGGAGAGAGUCAAACUGACCAACAUCAACCCAAAGGACGCCCUAAAGUAAGAGAUGGUAUGAGCCUCAAAACCAACCAGCAUCCCCACCAGCAUAUGUGGGAACUCCUUCAAGACUGUUGGAAAAGCAUUCCAGGUGAAGCUGGUUGAGAGAAUGCCAAGCAUGUGCAAAGCUGUCAUCAACGUAAAGGGUGGCUACUUUGAAUAAUCUCAAAUAUAUAAAAUAUAUUUUGAUUUGUUAAACACUUUUUUGGUUACUACAUGAUUCCAUAGGUGUUAUUUCAUAGGUUUGAUGUCUUCACUAUAAUUAUACAAUGUAGAAAAUAGUAAAAAUAAAGAAAAACCCUUGAAUGAGUAGCUGUGUCAAAACUUUUGACUGGUACUGUGUAUAUCUAUGUGUGUGUGUGUGUUUUCUGCAUACCUCUUUACCUUUUACCUGUCCAAUUAUCCUUUUAACGAGGGUGUCAUUCUGACUGUUGUCAAUCACACAUCUCAAUGCACUGCACUAACAUGACUAGAAUAUUACAUCCAAAUUGCAACACAGUACAUGGGAUCAUAACACACAUCCUCAAUACAUGUGGUAUAUAUCAUGGCAUCAUAAUUGAUACACAAAUAUCAUGAUAUUAUCAUAAGGUGGCAGAUUACAUUUUAAACAAAGUAUUUUUCUGAGCUGUCUGUAUGUUACUGAUCAUCCGUGUGUCUUUUUUCAUAGUUUUGAUGCCUUAUUAUUAUUCUACAAUGUAGAAAUAGUAAAAAUAAAGAAAAAUCCUUUAAUGAG
This is a messenger RNA of Oncorhynchus keta (chum salmon), 3832 nucleotides long. Its product is annotated as aquaporin-3-like. Lineage: Eukaryota; Metazoa; Chordata; Actinopteri; Salmoniformes; Salmonidae. Gene Ontology annotation, molecular function: water channel activity; glycerol channel activity; urea transmembrane transporter activity. Gene Ontology annotation, biological process: water transport; glycerol transmembrane transport. Gene Ontology annotation, cellular component: basolateral plasma membrane; plasma membrane. Bases 488 to 1276 code for a protein of 262 amino acids. The transcript has 6 exons. The record is from RefSeq and is a predicted model, not a curated record.